This is a messenger RNA of Strongylocentrotus purpuratus (purple sea urchin), 1002 nucleotides long. Its product is annotated as tripartite motif-containing protein 45-like. The transcript has a single exon. Gene Ontology annotation, cellular component: nucleoplasm; chromatin. NCBI's taxonomy places the organism in Eukaryota, Metazoa, Echinodermata, Echinoidea, Camarodonta, Strongylocentrotidae. Bases 1 to 1002 code for a protein of 333 amino acids. The record is from RefSeq and is a predicted model, not a curated record. Gene Ontology annotation, biological process: positive regulation of DNA-templated transcription. Gene Ontology annotation, molecular function: ubiquitin-protein transferase activity; zinc ion binding.
AUGGCGGCUCGAAUCAACAACUUCCUUUUACAGAAUCUUCAGUGCCCCAUGUGCCUGAACAUCUACAAGGAAUCAACGCUGCUGGCCUGCUCGCACACCUUCUGUAAGGGAUGCAUUUCUCGAUUUUUCGAUCCUCUGCAAGAAAUCGCUAAGAUCUCCUGCCCAGUCUGUCGCAAGUCCACGGCUGUUCCAAGUAGAGAUGUCAGCAACCUUCAAAUCAAUAUUCCUAUACAGGCUAUGGUCGAGGAUAUCAAGAACCAGAGUCAGAUCUGCACCAUCUGCAAGGACAAGCCCCUAGCUGCGACCUACUGCCAAGAGUGUGACGACUUCAUGUGCGUCGACUGCUACAAGACCCACGCCAAGUGGGACAAGUUCGCCGGUCACGAUGUGGUCAAGGUGGAUGACAUCAUCUCAGGCAAGGUCACGACCAAACAUCGACGCAAGUGCAAGAAGCAUCGGUCGGAGGUCGAAGAAUGUUUCUGCGUCGAAUGUAAGAAGUAUGUCUGCUUCCGAUGCGGGAUGAUGGAACACACUAAGGCUGGCCACAAUAUUCUGGAGGGAAUGGAACAUGAAGAUCAGCAGAAGGAGAAGAUCCGUGAGUUACAAAACAAGGUUGAUGCAAAAAAAGGCAAGGUGGACGACUACAUCAGCUUCAUUGAGAAACAACAAGCAAAGCUUCAUGUCGUCCAGGAGCAGCUGACCGACGAAAUCAGCCAGGCUUGCGAGGAAUCGAUCCAGCAACUGAAAGAGAGGAGGGACAUCCUCGUCGAGGAUUGUAAGAGCCGUUUGAAUGGAAUGAAUAAAGAACUUCAGGGCAUGAAAGAUGAGAAUAAGUUAGAGAUGGGUCAGAUUGAAGAUGUAGGUGAUUUGGUUGGGAAUGGAGUGAAGGUACCUCUCGAGGUGAGGCUCUUGCUGCCCAUGAAAACCUGGAAGAGAUCCUUGCUAAAGGUGAUCCUGAUUACAGCAAGCCUAAGGAUACUACCAAGCAAGGGCAUAAGGUGA